Molecule: messenger RNA, 5220 nt
Organism: Corchorus capsularis
Lineage: Eukaryota; Viridiplantae; Streptophyta; Magnoliopsida; Malvales; Malvaceae
Source: the annotation of a GenBank genome assembly
AUGGAUAUUCGAAUUUUGUUGAGCAGGGAGUGGCAUUGUUCUUUACAGCAUACCUACCGAGAAGAUAACUUUUAUGCUGAUUGGUUGGCUAAUGUUACAUGUGUUCUGGAUGACGACUUUGAGCUACUAUCUGAUCCGCCUGAUGGGCUGAAGACUUUAUUGGACGCUGAUGCUAGGGGAGUCCACGAUUUGCCCUUGGAAAUGCAGACUGUGGUCAAUCUUAAGAAAAUUGGUGAUUCUAUUGGGAGAGUGGUAACUCUAGAAAAGCCGGAGUGGAAUCAAGGCUCUGGUAGAUGCUAUAUGCGUCUUCACUUGGAACUUGAUGUGCAUAAACCCUUGAUCCCUGGGUUUUGGGUUCCUCGCAAAGAUAAGGCGAAAAUUUGGAACUGUGGUGAAUCGAUGCCAGUCGGUAGCAGAGAAUGUGCUUUUGGACCUUGGAUGAGAGCAGUUCCGGUGAGAUCAGUUAUGGAGGAUCGGCUGAUAAAUGUUGAUGAGAAAGGAACUUUUGAACUUCCUUAUGAGGGUCCUCUUCAUGAAAAUGCUGGUAUCUUAACCAGAGUACUGCCGGAAUCUCAGUCCGAUGGGAUUCCAGUGCUUAACGAGGAAGAAGAGGGCGAGUUUUGUGAAUUGGCCAAGAAAUCUAAGAUGGCGGCGCGUGAGACGUUUGUGGGUAAUUCAUUUAGGAAGCGCGUUGAAAUUUCUGAAAGGGUCAGCCAAGCGCGUGGUAACUCUGGUGUUUCCAAUGAUAAAGCGCGUGUAGUUGAUUGCGUUUCCCAAGGAAUUAGUUGUUCGGGAAUCGAGAAUGUUGGUGACGAUAGUAGUGGAAAUUGUGGCUACUCAGAUCUGAAUAAGCAAAUCACUGCUGAAUAUGUGGAUAGCCAGUUAGUCUCUGUUGACAAAGGAGAUUUUUUUAGUACUGAGUCAACCGGUUCUCGAAGCUUAUCUUCUGUUAACACUCCCCCUUCUUCUAAGGAUAUAGUUUAUGUUGAUAACUCCCUAGUUUGUAAUAAGGAGAACCUGGUCUCCUCUGAAUCUGGUUGUGAUAAACUUAUUGCUUCCUUAAGUGAGCAUGAUCACUCAAGCAUUAUUAAAAGUAUAGCUUAUGAAUCACAAGUUGAUACUCUGUCUUCUGAGCAGUCUACUUCUACUGUGGUGAAUGUUGAUCCUACUGUUCUGCAUCAAGUAGAGAUUGGUCUAUCGAGCUUUUUUAGAAACUUAAAUCUUAAAAGGAGAUUUGAGGAUGCCUUGCUGAAUGAUAAAGCUAGUAGUAAAAGGAUGUGGGUGGAGAAUGAAAAUGGCUUUAUAAUUAAGUAUAUUUCUAAUGAAAGCAGUUUAGCUGUUGAUAUGGUUGCUUCCCAGGAUACUGAUGUUAUAAUGAGUAAUAAAGCUAACAGGAUUAUGGGUGCGGGGCCAGCCUUGACAGUCCAAGCUCUUAAAGAGCUCAUAAGGAAAAAUGGUCCCCAGAUUCUCUUUAUUAUGGAGACGAAGAAUAAGAGGAAAUACAUGGAGAAUCUGAAGAGGAAUCUGAAGUUUAGAUUUUGUUUUUAUGUAGAGCCGGAAGGACUUAGUGGUGGUUUGGCCUUAUUGUGGCAUGAUGAUGUUUCUGUCCAUAUAAUCAGAAGCUGCAAGAAUUUAAUUGAUUCUACAGAAACUGAUCUGAAGAGUGGUGUUGUUUGUCGUAUCUUUUGGGUGUAUGGGCCUCCUGAGGCUGAUGAUAGAGCUCAUUUUUGGCAUCUGGUCAAGAGGAGAAUGGAAUAUCAGAAUAUCCCUUGGUUAUGUGUAGGGGAUUUCAAUGAUAUUCUGUAUCUCCAUGAGAAGGAAGGUGGGAAUACUAAGGAAUACUGGAAGAUUAGGAAAUUCAGGGAGAUGGUUGAUGGCUGCAAUUUGAUUGAUCUACCCUUCCAAGGUCAGAAAUUCACUUGGAUUGGGAGAAGAGAUGAGUUAGUUAUUAAGGAAAGGUUGGAUAGAGUCCUUGUUAACAUUGAAUGGGUUGAGCAGUUUCCUAACACACAGGUUUUCAAUAACCCCAUUAUUGGUUCGGAUCACUCAUCUAUUCUGAUAGAUUCGAACUUCAUUGAUCAAAAAACCCCUCGGUCUUUCAAAUUUGAGAUCAUGUGGACUGAGAGUGAGCAUUGUGAGCAAGUUAUUAGGGAUGGCUGGUCCAAUGAGUUUAUGGGUUCUAAAUCCUAUAUCCUGGUGCAAAAACAGAAUAGCUGUAGGAAAGCCCUUUUGGAUUGGAGCAGAAAGGCUUUCCCCAAUAAUAAGGAGGCCAUUGAAUGUUUAAAACAGAAAAUUGCUGCCAUCCAAGAUAAUGAGUGUUCUGUUGAAAGCUGUAUUAAGGUUGAGGAACUUAUUUCUCAACUUAAGGAAGCAUGGAGUAAAGAAGAGCAGUACUGGUAUCAAAGGUCUAGAAUCAAGUGGCUCAAGGAUGGGGAUGCUAAUACCAGGUUCUUUCAUCAAACUACUAUUCAGAUGCGACAGACCAACAAAAUUCUCAAUCUUAAAUCUGACAAUGGUGAAUGGAUCGAAGAGGAAAAGAAGAUUGUUGAGGAAUUCGAGCUUUAUUAUUCUGAUCUCUUCACUUCUAACAAUUCUAAGAAUUGGGACCAAGUUCUGCUACAUGUUCCUAGGGUUGUAACUGAUCAUAUGAAUGGGGAGCUCACUAGAGAUAUCUCUGAGGAAGAAAUCAGAAUUGCAGCCUUUCAACUUUGGGCUAAUAAAGCCCCAGGCCCUGACGGGUACAAUGGCACUUUCUAUCAAAAAUAUUGGGAGAUUGUGAAGGAGGCGGUGUGUGCAGCUGUUAAGAGUUUCUUUUCCUCUGGUCGAAUGCUUCACGAGAUUAAUAACACUAAUAUCAUCCUUAUCCCUAAAACCAAAAACCCAGAAUCUGUAAACCAAUUUAGACCUAUCAGUCUCUGCAACUUUGUCUAUAAAAUUAUCUCCAAAAUUUUAACCAACAGACUCAAACCCUAUAUGGAUUCUAUCAUCACCCAGGAGCAAGGUGCCUUUGUUGGGGAAAGGCAGAUCCAAGAUAACAUCCUGAUAGCCUCUGAAGCAUUUCAUUACCUUAAGCUCAAGAAGAAGGGUCAGAAAUAUUAUAUGGGCCUUAAGUUGGAUAUGAACAAGGCAUAUGAUCGGGUGGAGUGGGGUUUCUUGGAAGCAAUUCUGGAAAAGUUUGGCUUUUGUCAAAAAUGGAUUAAGUGGAUUAUGGAGUGUCUUUCUACGGUCUCAUAUACUCUUGUUAUCAACGAUAAGCCUUCUGGUAGUAUAAUUCCUAGUAGAGGUCUUAGGCAAGGGGACCCUAUUUCCCCUUAUCUUUUCCUUUUUGUUGUCGAUGUCUUGUCUAGAAUGGUCCACUCAGCCGUGUCUGUUGGUGUCCUCCAUGGUACCUAUUUGAGUAGGUAUUGUCCUCCUCUAACCCAUCUGCUCUUUGCAGAUGACUCUCUUUUCUUCCUUGCAGCUACUAAGGAGAAUUGUGAUGGCAUGACUUGGAUCCUCAAAGCUUAUUGUGAUGCCUCGGGCCAGCUGGUGAACCUGCAGGAAUCUAGUAUAAUUUUCAGCAACAACACUCCUGCUGAUGUCAGAUUUCAAGUUGAAGCUUCUCUGCAGAUUGUUGGUGCACCUAACCCUGGAACAUAUUUGGGAGUGCCUAACCUUUGGGGUAAAACUAAAUGUCAAGCAAUGAAGUUUAUCCAGGAGAGGAUUAAAGAUAAGCUGCAAGGGUGGAGGCAAUGCUGGCUAUCUCAAGGUGGUAAGGAAGUUCUCAUUAAAUCGGUUGCUAGUGCGCUGCCUACUUAUAUUAUGUCUGGCUACAAGUUGCCUAAGAAGUUAUGUGGAGAAAUUAAUUCUGAUAUGGCCAGUUUUUGGUGGGGACAAGGUGAUGAGAGUAGCAAAAUACACUGGUUAAGUUGGGAAAAGCUCACAAAUGGGAAGGAGAAAAGAGGCAUUGGUUUCAGAAAUCUAGAAGACUUCAAUAGGGCCCUCCUCGAAAAGCAAGGAUGGCGGAUUCUAACCCAACCUAAUGCAUUUUGGGUUAAAAUUCUCAAAGCUCUCUACUUCAAGGACUGUGACUUUAUGGAGGCCCGCAAAAUAUCAAGAGCUUCAUGGUCUUGGGAUAGCAUCAUUGAAGGCAGGAAGCAAGGAGAAAUCAUUGGUGGUAACCUCCCGAGGAAAGUAGCAGAAAUAAUGGACAAGGAAGAAGGGAUUUGGAAGCUGAAGGCUAUCAAGCAAGAGGUGGAACCUGCUAUAAUCAACAAUAUAGAGAAACUUCUUAUUUCCCACAGCAAUGAAGAGGACCGGGUGGUUUGGCCUCAUAAUCAGGAUGGUAUUUAUUCUGUAAAAUCAGGGUAUUUUGCAAUUAAGGAUCAAGCCCCAAGAAUCCUGUCUACUUCCUCCUCUUCACAUCAGUGUGUUUGGUUUGGAUCUUGUCUUAACUACCAGAUUGAUAGGAGAAGGAUUACUACUUUUGAUGUGUGGAUUUUUGAAGUUCUUAAUAUGAAGGGUGUUAGAGAAUCAGUUAGAAUUGAGUUGCAGGCCAUAAUAGCUUUUAUAUGUUGGCAGAUUUGGAAGGCUAGGUGUGCUGCAUGUUUUGAAAAGAAAGGCCUCUGUGUUGAGCAUGUUAUCUAUGUCGCUGAGAAAGCAGUCCUUGAGUUUCAAAAAGCUAAAGAGUAUAGGAAUACAGCAGCCAAAGUUCAUAGUAAGGAAAGUGCUAAUGCUAUUUGGCAGAAACCUGUUGUUGGCCAUUUGAAAAUUAACUGCGAUGGUGCAUUCGAUGAACUCACAGGUACUGCUGCUUGUGGAGUCAUUGUUAGAGAUUGCAAUGGCAGAAUUAUAGAUGGUCUUGCUAAGCCUCUCUUGGUAACUUCUAGUGUGGAGGCGGAAGCCAUUGCUGUUAAAGAAGCUCUUAUUCUUGCCAAAGAUCGUCAGUUUGAACAUUUUGCUAUUGAAACAGAUUCUGAGGUUGUGCAGCGCAGUAUUACAAGUUCUCCCAAGGACUAUGUUCUAGAUUGGAAAAUUCUGCCAAUUGUUAAAGAUAUUAAAGAUGCUAUGGCCCUGAUUUCUACUGUGGAUAUCUCUUGGAUUGGUAGGAAAGCAAAUAUGGCAGCCAACUGGGUUGCGACUUCUAUGAGGAAAGGGAUGUGCCCUCUUGAUUGGGUUUCUCGACCCCCAUCCCAAUUACUCUACAUCUGCGACAAAGAUGGUGUUCCAGCCCCUCCUUAG